AGAGAAUAUCUCCCAUUCAAUCGCUUAGAGAUAGGAGAAAGAGAAAAGGGGAAGGAAGAUCAAUUAAGGUUGCAGGACAUCCAGGACAGCUUCUAUUUGAAACUCUGGUGGAAAAAAGACCAUGGAAACAGCAUUUGGGCUAUUAUUUUCAAUUCCUUACGUUCUUAUAAUCUUUCUGUUUUCUGGCCUCCUAUGGUCUCUGUGUAUAAUUUAUAUAGUGCCAACACUAGAAUUCAGGUCAAUAACGGAUGCAGCCUCUUCUGGGAUUCCAAUUGGAGUCCUUUUGGGCCUCUCUACAGACUGUCCCAUGAGCCCCAUGAUCCCAUCACUAUUAGAGAGGCCUAUGAGAAUAUUCACAGUCAUGUCGGUGACUUACCUCACCACGUUAGCACGGCCCUUAUUAACAACAGUCCUUCCUUUGAAGAGACACCUGACACUACUCACUGGACCCGCGCCCCUAAUGGUGAUUUCUCCUUUAAGACGGCCUAUGAUGAGAUAAGGAAGAAA
This is a messenger RNA of Cuscuta epithymum, 507 nucleotides long. The record is from the annotation of a GenBank genome assembly. NCBI's taxonomy places the organism in Eukaryota, Viridiplantae, Streptophyta, Magnoliopsida, Solanales, Convolvulaceae.